AGACAUCAACGAGGAGGUAUCAGUACUGCGAGUACGUUAACUUUAUAAUGUUAUUGUCAUGGUUUAAGUGUAUUUUACGUUAUUUAUUAAUAAUAACAUCUGAACACUAAGUAUUUAUAUAAAAAUUUUAAAUUCUAUUUAUCAUAUGGUAGUUUAAAAUAACAAUACUUUUACUUGAUAUAGAGAUAUUUUUCUAAUUAAGUUUGAAUGCAGUUAUUGGUUUGACACAAUUGUACCACAAAAUGUUAAAAUGUUGGACAUUCACUCGACAACGAUUUUGGCAUUUUUUAUUUGUGACAUCAAUUCAGACAUUAUGGAUGUUAAGCUUAGUAAACGGGCAUGGAAGGUUGAUGGAUCCACCAUCUAGAAAUAGUAUGUGGCGAUUUGGAUUUCCAAAUCCCGUUGAUUACAACGACAAUGAGCUUUAUUGUGGAGGAUACUCCGUUCAAUGGUCCCAAAAUGAUGGUAAAUGUGGAGUGUGUGGGGAUGCUUAUAAUCAACCUUCACCAAGAUUGCACGAAGCAGGUGGUGAAUAUGGCAGAGGAAUAAUCAGCAGACAUUAUUUUUCAGGUCAGACUAUUGAAGUUGAAAUUGAAUUAACAGCUAAUCACAAAGGACGAUUUGAAAUGUAUCUUUGUCCGAAUAACAAUCCGCGUUAUGAAGCAAAUCAGACUUGCUUUGAGAGGUACCCAUUGUAUUUAUCAGGAACUCGGCAAGUCCGCUAUAUCAUUCCAUCUGAAUCGAAAAAAAAAGAUAUAUUUAGGUAUAGAGUAAAAUUACCACCAUACGUAACUUGUACUCAAUGUGUUAUUCAAUGGACAUAUUACACUGGUAACAUGUGGGGCACAUGUGAAAAUGGCACAGAAGGAUUGGGAUGUGGUCGUCCUGAGACAUUCAGAAACUGUGCAGAUGUCCGAAUAGUAACAAGUACUUCAGGAGUUCCUCCACAGUUCAUUCAUAAUCGUCCACAAUCAAAUUCCUUAGCAUUACUUCGAGGUAUCGAUAGUAUAAGUAUGGGUCCACAGGUUUAUUACCCACUUGUAGUUAAAGCUCAAGUUUGUGUCGCAACACGAAAAUAUAGAACAAUAUCAGGAAUGGAUAAAUGGUGUGAAAGUAAUUGUGUUAAUUUUCCCUCUAAUUGUCCUGAAGAGUACUGCACGUGUCCUGAACAAUGCAUAGGUAUUGGAGAAAUAGCUGGAAAGCCUGGAGCUGAUGUAUAUUGUCAAGAUAAAUGUAUUGUAUAUGGCGCAACUUGUCCAAAAAAACGAUGUCUGUGUUAUUGAUUAUAAGAAUAUAAUUAUGUAUAUUUUAUAACAAAAAAAAAAAAAUUAAUAUAAACGUUUUACAUUAUUUACCAAUAUAUUAUUAAAAACUAUCACUCUCAA
Molecule: messenger RNA, 1385 nt
Organism: Daktulosphaira vitifoliae (grape phylloxera)
Lineage: Eukaryota; Metazoa; Arthropoda; Insecta; Hemiptera; Phylloxeridae
Exons: 9
Coding region: 243-1283 (346 amino acids)
Source: RefSeq, a predicted model, not a curated record